AUGAAAACUCAGCUCUGCGUCUCUCUGCUCCUCACACUGUCUCUCUUUCACACUAAUCUAGCGAAGAAAUCAAAAACAAAAUCAUGCAAAAGAACAGCAUUCAGUCGACACACAACAAAUUAUCAAGCAUGGAGAGAACAAAUGACAGUAUGUGAUCUACUUCAAGAUUAUGAUUCAGCAGUUCGACCAUCUGGAAGAACACCUUAUAAUGAUACAAGAGGAGCUGUUAUUGUCACUACAAGUCUGAAUAUUCGAUCGAUUUCAGCAGUUUCAGAGAAAAAUAUGGAAUUCGUGGCACAAUUCAGAUUGCGACAAGAAUGGUACGAUGAUCGUUUGAGAUUCAUAGAACAUCAAGGUCUUCUCUCUUCCGAUUAUCGAAAUUUCGAGUUCAUCCACGUGGCAAGAGAUCAAUCACUUUGGAUUCCUGACACAUUUUUCCAAAACGAGAAGAACGGAUGGUAUCAUAUGUUAAAUCAGGAGAACCGAUUUUUGAAGAUUCGGUCGGAUGGAAAAUUGAUUUAUGAUAGGAGACUGACACUUCAUUUGUCAUGUUCAAUGCAUUUAUCACGUUAUCCAAUGGAUCAUCAGAACUGUGAAAUUGCAUUCGCUUCGUAUGCCUACACAACCGCAGACAUCGAAUACAUCUGGGAUGUUCCUGCUAUCCAAAUCCACGAAGGAGCCAACGGAGCAUUGCCUAAUUUCGAGAUUGCCUCAUUCAAAAAUGGCUCGUGUACAUCUAAAACCAACACUGGAACGUAUUCAUGUCUCAAAGUUGAAAUCCGGCUCAAUCGUGUCUUCUCAUUUUUCCUCCUCCAACUAUACAUCCCAUCUUCUAUGCUUGUCGGAGUUGCUUGGGUCUCUUAUUGGAUUGACUGGAAAUCAACAGCUGCACGUGUUCCAUUAGCAAUUGUCACCUUAUUGACAAUGAUUACAACUUCUCAUGCGAUUAAUUCGAAUCUUCCUCCAGUCAGUUACGCGAAAUCAAUCGACAUUUGGGUUGGAGCAUGUGUUGUCUUCAUCUUCUUCUCGUUGAUCGAAUACGCUGUUGUUAACUAUAUGGGAAUUCUAGAUGAGCACAGACAAAUGAGAAAAGCUGCAUGCAACAGAUCUCGUCUCUCAAAUGUCAUUGACAACGACAACUUUGGAGAAUCAUUGCAAUCACUGACGUUUAGUCCUCAAGAGAAAAAGAGAUUAAUCCGACGUCGCCCGAAAAAGACGCUGGAAUUGCAAGAAGGAGAUUUUGAAGCAAUUGAAAUGGUUGACAGAGGACCUCCUCGAAGUGCUGGAUUAAUGGAAGAAGGAUGGACAUUUCAUGAUACAACUGAUUUAGUUUACAUUGGACAACGUAAACGGGUUGAACUUGUUCGAUGGUGUAGUGUUCUUUCAUCACGUGGACGAGCUGAACGAAUUGAUAUCAUUGCUAGAAUAAUUUUCCCGAUAGCAUUCAUUCUUUUCAAUUUCGCAUAUUGGAGUAUCUACCUCGAAGAAGAGGAUCCAGACGAGUCGUAA
Molecule: messenger RNA, 1509 nt
Organism: Caenorhabditis remanei
Lineage: Eukaryota; Metazoa; Nematoda; Chromadorea; Rhabditida; Rhabditidae
Exons: 8
Coding region: 1-1509 (502 amino acids)
Biological process (GO): chemical synaptic transmission; nervous system process; regulation of membrane potential
Cellular component (GO): membrane; synapse; neuron projection
Molecular function (GO): transmembrane signaling receptor activity; extracellular ligand-gated monoatomic ion channel activity; neurotransmitter receptor activity
Source: RefSeq, a predicted model, not a curated record